Molecule: messenger RNA, 2567 nt
Organism: Entrophospora sp. SA101
Lineage: Eukaryota; Fungi; Glomeromycota; Glomeromycetes; Entrophosporales; Entrophosporaceae
Source: the annotation of a GenBank genome assembly
AAGUGGCCGAUUUGCGCGUUGAAAAAUUACUAUUAGAAGAGAAAGUUAAAGCGUUGGAAACUGAGUGCAAAAAACAAGGUAAAAGCAGAGAACAUUUAGAAAAGACCAAGGAACAAUUAACCAAGAUCAUUGGCAAACAAAAGGAGUUAUCAACGGAAAUAAAUUUGUUAAAUAAAGAUCCAGAAAAAUCAAAAGAAGAGUUGCGCAGAUUGGUUAACAAAGUUAAAGAUAAACUAGAUGCUGGAAAAGCACCAGGAGGCAGUCAACUAGGAAGAAUUGCUGAACUAAUUAGAAAGUUAGAAGAAAGUAUAAAUAGUUAUCGUCAAGACAAGAUUUCAGAAGAAAUGUUAUUAAAAAUGUCAUUAAGAAACAAAAAACAAGAAUUAACUUGGAAAAUAAUUGAUUCUACUAAUUUGUCUGAGAAUAACAAUAAUAAGGAAAAAAUCCGUGAAAAAGCCGAAGAAUUGUUUCGAAUAAUUAGUUCACGAGAGAAAGUAUUCUCCAAGUCUGAAGAAGAAACUAAGCAGCAGUUAGAUAACAAAAAAUGGGAACUUGGCAACGUAAAAACUAAAGAAAGCAGGCUUCUCAUUAAAAAAACCAAACUUGAACUAAAAGGAAAAAAAGAAGAAUUAAACCAACUUCGUGAUAAUAAUAAUAUUAAGUUUAAUGAAACCUUAGAUAAUUUACUAAGUGCACAAACAGCAGUUAUCAGAGAAAACAGUUUCUAUGCUAAAGAUCUACUUGUUAUUCAUAAGAAAAAAGCCGAAGAAUGUUUCUCUGGCAACAAAAAGAAAGUGGAAAUAAUUUGCCAAAAACAAACUGAGAUUACUAAAUUAGAAAUGCAGUUAGAAAAGUUGGAAACUGAGUUAAAUGAUUUUAAAGAGAAAAAUAUCAAAAGCGUUUUGCUAAUUGGAGUUUACCAACCCCAAAACCUAAAAAAAGUAACUGCUAAAAUUAAAGAAUCUCUGAUUAAAAAGAAAGAAUUAGAGCAAAAACUUGUUAACUUAAAGAAAACUGAGAAACAACAAGUAAAAGAGUUAAAAAGUGAAAUACAAAAAGAAAGCAAGAAUAUUAGGCAAUAUCUAAAAGAAAUAAGUUGGAAUAAUGUGGCUACUACGACUCAAACAGUAGCCGGAGUAGCUAUUAAUGGAGUAGAAGCAGGAGAAAAGUUUAAGAAUUGCAUAGACUCUUACAAUAAUGUCUAUUACAAUUUCUUACUUAACUUUGACUUCGCUAACAAUAUUGACAUAAAUAGUGGUAAAGUAUUAGGUGUUUGUUGUGAUAAUAUAAAAUGUUCUCCAGUAGUAUUUGGAGUAGCUUGUCCUGCUGGCAAUAAAGGAUUUGCCUGUAAUAAACUUAAUCAAGAAAUAUUUUGUUUUAAUAUAGGUUGUGGAGGUAUCAUUGGCAAUAAUUUAAUUACCGGUAGCACUACUUUGGGUAAUAAAUGCCCCAAAGACCUUGUGACUAUUUCUAAUUAUCUUGAUACUAUUACUCCACAAGGUCUAGCUAAAGGGAUUGAAAAGAAAGAAGUAGGAGAAGUAAAUACAGCACUUAAUGAUUUAAGGGACAAAACUAAAACAUUUUUAGACAAUAAGGAAAAAGGAGGAAAAGCACCAGGAGGCAGUCAACUAGGAAGAAUUGCUGAACUAAUUAGAAAGUUAGAAGAAAGUAUAAAUAGUUAUCGUCAAGACAAGAUUUCAGAAGAAAUGUUAUUAAAAAUGUCAUUAAGAAACAAAAAACAAGAAUUAACUUGGAAAAUAAUUGAUUCUACUAAUUUGUCUGAGAAUAAUAAUAAUUUAGAAGAUACUAAAUUAGAAAUGCAGUUAGAAAAGUUGGAAACUGAGUUAAAUGAUUUUAAAGAGAAAAAUAUCAAAAGCGUUUUGCUAAUUGGUAAAAUUAGAAGUGGCAAAUCUGCUCUUGCUAAUGUUCUUGUCAACACAGCCAACGAACUUAAAGAAGUUUUUAAAGAAAGUUCUAGCACAGUUAGUGUAACUCAGGACGUCCAAUUCGCCGAAUUCGAAACUGAAGAUAGCAAAUAUCAAGUGAUCGAUGUUCCUGAUUCUUUUGACCGCGAAGAAAUCAAAAAAUACAACUUAUUAAAACAAAAAAUUUUUGGAGAAGAUAUUACUAAAUACGUUACUAUUAUUCGCACUAAGUUUGCUGAGUUUGACCAAGAUCAAGAUAAAGAAGACGAUAUUGAAGAAAUGAUUAAGAAUGGCGGUGAACAAUGCUCCUCGGUCAAACGAAGUAAAUCCAGAAAAAUAUUAUUAAGUCAUCUUGAAAACAAUUGUCAAGGAGUUUACCAACCCCAAAACCUAAAAAAAGUAACUGCUAAAAUUAAAGAAUCUCUGAUUAAAAAGAAAGAAUUAGAGCAAAAACUUGUUAACUUAAAGAAAACUGAGAAACAACAAGUAAAAGAGUUAAAAAGUGAAAUACAAAAAGAAAGCAAGAAUAUUAGGCAAUAUCUAAAAGAAAUAAGUUGGAAUAAUGUGGCUACUACGACUCAAACAGUAGCCGGAGUAGCUAGUGUAGUAAUAAGCAUUGUGCCUCUUUGCCGAAUAAUGUAG